This is a messenger RNA of Grus americana (Whooping crane), 5088 nucleotides long. RefSeq names its product formin like 1 (gene FMNL1). Lineage: Eukaryota; Metazoa; Chordata; Aves; Gruiformes; Gruidae. The transcript has 26 exons. Gene Ontology annotation, cellular component: cytosol; actin filament. Gene Ontology annotation, biological process: cortical actin cytoskeleton organization; cell migration; regulation of cell shape. Bases 101 to 4042 code for a protein of 1313 amino acids. Gene Ontology annotation, molecular function: actin filament binding; microtubule binding; small GTPase binding. The record is from RefSeq and is a predicted model, not a curated record.
AAGCCCACCCCCCCCCCUCCGAACAACCCACCCCAAAACCCCCGACCCAAACCCCGACGCUCCCAGCCGAGCCCGACCCGGCCGCUCCCGCAUCCCGGCCAUGGGCAACGCGGCCGGGGGCAUGGAGGGGGGGGCUGGGGGGCGGGAGAGCCGCGACACCCGGCUGCCCGUGCCCCCCCCGAGCGCCGCCACCGCCCCGUCGCCCCCCCGGCAGCCCAUGCCCGCCCCCGCCGAGCUGGAGGAGCGCUUCGGCCGCGUCCUGAACUCCAUGAACCUGCCCCCAGACAAGAUGAAGCUGCUCAACCAGUACGACAAUGAGAAGAAGUGGGAGCUCAUCUGCGACCAGGAGCGUUUCCAGGUGAAAAACCCACCGUCCGCCUACAUCCAGAAGCUAAAGAGCUACUUGGACACGGGUGGUGUAAGCAGGAAGGUGAGGGCUCCCCCUUGCACCCCUUUUCCCCAUCCCGGGUCGGGUGCGGGGACGGUGCCAACGGCUCUCCCCGUCCCACAGUUCAAGAGGCGAGUGCAGGAGUCGACGCAGGUGCUCCGGGAGCUGGAGAUUUCCUUGAGGACCAACUACAUCGGCUGGGUCCAGGAGUUCCUCAACGAGGAGAACAAGGGACUGGACGUGCUGCUGGAGUAUCUCGCCUUCGCCCAAUGCUCCGUCGCGUACGACAUGGAGAGCGCCGAGAACGGCAGCCCGGGCUCCGACAAGGGCAAGGUCCUGGAGCGGUCGCUGGAGGACCUGAGCAAAAGCAGCUCCUCGUCCCCCACCCAGGGCUCCUCCAAAGUGCGGCACCUCACCGUCAGGCUGAACCCCUCGCACAGCAGGAAGACACUGAGGAACUCCCGCCUCGUCAGCCAGAAGGACGACGUCCACGUCUGCAUCAUGUGUCUCCGCGCCAUCAUGAACUACCAGUCUGGCUUCAGCCUGGUGAUGAACCACCCAGCCUGCGUCAACGAGAUCACCCUGAGCCUCAAUAACAAGAACGCCAGGACCAAGGCGCUGGUGCUGGAGCUGCUGGCCGCCGUCUGCCUGGUCCGAGGUGGCCACGACAUCAUCCUGGCCGCCUUCGACAACUUCAAAGAGGUCUGCGGGGAGAAGAACCGCUUUGAGAAGCUGAUGGAGUAUUUCCGAAACGAGGACACCAACAUCGACUUCAUGGUGGCCUGCAUGCAGUUCAUCAACAUCGUGGUGCACUCGGUGGAGAACAUGAACUUCCGCGUCUUCCUGCAGUACGAGUUCACCCACCUGGGGCUGGACCACUACCUGGAGACCCUCCGUCUCACCGAGAGCGACAAGCUGCAGGUGCAGAUCCAAGCCUACCUGGACAACGUCUUCGAUGUGGGGGCCAUGCUGGAGGACUCAGAGACCAAGACAGCCGUGCUGGAGCACAUGGAGGAGCUGCAGGAGCACGUCAGCCAGUUGACGGAGAAGCUGCAGGAUGCGGAGAACGACUCCAUGGCCAAGAUAGCGGAGCUGGAGAAGCAGCUGAGCCAGGCGCGGCGGGAGCUGGAGGCGCUGCGGGAGCAGCUGAGCCCACCGCGGCCCCCCAGCCCGCCGGCCCCGCAGCCCCAGGAGUGCUACCGGCUGGCGCUGGAGCGGCGGCUGGCGGAGCUGGAGGAGAAGGGCUUGGUGCAGAUCCUGCGUGGGCCUGAUGGAGAUGUCGCCAUCGAAAUCGUCCCCGUUGUCAUAGAAACCCCGGCAGCCCCCGUGGUUACCGGAGAGGCCACCACCGCCACCGCCACCACCAGCACCGCCAGCACAGAUGCUCCAGCUCCGGCCCCGGCCCCGUCUCCCCCACCAGCACCCGCCGCCCCCCCGGCCUCCCCCCCUCCACCCCCACCGCCGCUGCCCGGGGCUGAGCCCGGCCCCCCGCUGCCCCCCCCACCCCCGCUGCCCACAGGCACCGGACCCCCCCCAGCCCCUCCGCUUCCGGGUGCCCAAGUGCCACCACCCCCCCCACUGCCCCCGGGGGGGCUGGAGGGCCCCGUCCCCCCCCCUCCGCCACCCCCACCCCUCGGCGGGGAGCUCCCAGCUGCGCCGGGUGCCCCCCCCAGCACUGGUGGUUCAGUGAAGGUGAAGAAGCCGAUCCAGACCAAGUUUCGCAUGCCCGUCUUCAACUGGGUGGCACUGAAGCCGAGCCAGAUCGAUGGCACCGUCUUCACCGAGCUCAACGACGAGAAGGUGCUGCAGGAGCUGGACAUGAGUGACUUUGAGGAGCAGUUCAAGACCAAGGCGCAGGGUCCCGGCUUGGACAUCAGUGCCCUCAAAGUGAAGGCCACGCAGAAGGCUCCCAGCAAGGUCACUCUCAUGGAGUCCAACCGAGCCAAGAACCUGGCCAUCACCCUCCGCAAGGGCGGCCGCAGCAUCCAGGACAUCUGCACAGCCAUCGAGACGUAUGACCAGCAAGCCCUGAGCCUCGACUUUCUGGAGCUGUUGCUGCGCUUCCUGCCCACUGAGUACGAGCGGACACUCAUCGGGAAGUUUGAGCGGGAGCAGCAGUCGCUGGAAGAGCUCUCGGAUGAGGACCAGUUCAUGAUCCGCUUCAGCAAGAUCCCGCGCCUGGUCGAGCGCAUGAAUGUCAUGAUCUUCCUGGGCAACUUCAACGACACGGCCCAGCUGCUCAUGCCGCAACUCAACGCCAUCAUCGCCGCCUCCAUGUCCCUCAAGUCCUCCAGCAAACUGCGCAACAUCCUCGAGAUUGUCCUGGCCUUUGGGAACUACAUGAACAGCAGCAAGCGCGGGGCAGCCUACGGCUUCCGGCUGCAGAGCCUGGAUGCGCUGCUGGAGAUGAAGUCGACAGACCGCAAGCAAACGCUGCUGCAUUACCUGGUGCGGGUGAUCACAGAGAAGUACCCCGAGCUGACCGGCUUCCACACCGAGCUGCACUUCCUUGACAAGGCGGGCACAGUGUCCCUGGACAGCGUGUUGCAGGACGUGCGGAGCCUGCAGCAGGGGAUGGAGCUGACCCGCAAGGAGUUCAUGCGGCAGGACGACAGCCCUGUGCUCAAGGACUUCCUCAAGGUCAACUCGGAGGUGAUGGAGAAGCUGCAGGCUGACAGCAAAACCACCAAGGAGGCGUACGAGUCGGCUGUGGAGUACUUUGGGGAGAACCCCAAGACCAGUCCCCCCACCACCUUCUUCCCCAUGUUCAUGCGCUUCAUCAGAGCCUACAAGAAAGCGGAGCAGGACAUCGAGCUGUGGAAGAAACAAGAGGCCGCGGCCAAAGAGGCAGAAUCCGGCCCCCCCGGCAGCGAGGACCGGCCCGAGCUGCCCACCCAGAAAGCCAAGCGGCAGCAGAUGGACAUGAUCGCCGAGCUGAAGAAGAAGCAGAUGGUGAAGGAGCCGCUCAUCUACGAAGGAAAAGACGGGGCCAUCGAGGAUAUUAUUUCAGCUCUGAAAACUGUUCCUUUCACGGCCCGGACGGGCAAGCGCUCGUCCCGGCUCUUCUGCGACGUGAGCUUCAACGAGGAGAGUCCUCUAUUUGCGGAACAACCCUUACCGGCGCGCAGACAAGGGCCGCAGCAGCGCCAAGAAACGGGCUGCGGGGCAGACCCUGCAGGCGACACCGGACAUCUCGCUGUGACUGGCGCCGUCCCCGCAGCUGCCAGGACCGCGGCAGGACCGUCCUCCCGCUGCAGAUGGGACCGCAGGACAUCAACCCGCCGGCCCGGGACGACACGGGGCGCAGGGACGGUGCCCGCUCCUACCUGCUCCAGCCGCUUCGCGUGCCGGCUCCCACCCUGCAUGCCCUUGGGUCCGGCCCAAGGAUCCCCCGGCGCUUGCUUAGCAAUGCCUCUGAGCUCCUCUCCCCCGGGCUGGCAGGGCCGUGGGACCCUCCUGGGUAUGAGCAGGGAGGGGGGGGCACAGAAUGGGCCCCAACUUGUCCUGGAAGGAAAAGAGGGGCUGCCCCAUCCCUACCCCGGAGCUGCUCCAUUGCACGCCUGUCUCAGGGUCAGCCCUGCACGCCGGCGUGCCCCACUCUUCAGCUUGCUGGUGCCUUCGAUUUCCCGCCGCAGGAGGGGAGGAGGGCUGUAAGCCAGGGACGCAGCCGUCCCUGCACAUCUCCCCCGGCCUUGCCGAGCCCUUGGAGACCCGUGUUCUCCUCCACUGCAGAGCCGAGCAGGCACGGGCUGCGCCUCCUCUCCAGCGAGGAGCCUGCUGCAACGAUCCCGCCCUGGGCACUUCCCGUACCCCAGGAGCUGGCAGGGGUGCUAUUUUACAGCGAUUUUAUACGUCUUCCUUAAAAUUUCUCUGUGCUACAGGAGCAGGGACUGCAACACCCAUAUAGAGGGUCUCACCAGGACCCUACAGCUGUGGUGAGCAGCACUGGGCUGUUCCUCACUGCUGGGGAGGCUCCAUAGCUGUGACAAGCGGCAGCAGGGUCAAGGAUUUACUGUCCUCGAGUCUCCGUGAGGUGGUACCUAGCGCUGCCCACUGCAUCCCCGGCAUCCACCUCCGCUGUCGGGGCUGGGAGCCUCUCAGAGACCACAGUGACCAUCAGCCCUCGGGGAGCAGGAGGCUGCUCCCCGUUAGGCAGCGGUUGCAGGAUGCGAUGUGCAGCAGGUGCUAGGCAGCCUCCAGCCCUUGCAGCAACCACCAUGAGCCCGAAACGCUGCAGGGUCCCUGCUGAAAUAACGCAGGAGAAAGAGGCCAGAGAGCUGCACAAGCCUCCAGAUAACACGCUGGACUCAAUUCCUCCCCUGCCCUGCUGCUGCUGCUGAGUAAAUCCGACCCACGCACUGUCGCAAUUAACCUGUUAAUGCAUUUACUUCGUCAAACGGCCCCUGCUCGCCCUGCUGCGAGGACGCGUGGCUGCCGUGUACAUUCUCGCUAGCCCCAGCUUUUAGACCAGGUUUAAGUCCUCGCUGUGAGCCAGAGCAGCGACCACUUCCCGCUGUAAUUAAGAUGCUAAGCGCCAACCGGCUCCGGGUUACCCAGAAGCUCAAAGGGGAGGGAAGGGAAAUGAGUGUGUAACUUAUAAAUGCCUUUAAGCCAGAAAUGUAAAACAUUAACUGCUAAUUUGUAUACAUUAUUUUUAUAUACUGAAGGCCUGUUUAAUCUAAAGCAGAACUGGUAAUAAA